Messenger RNA from Euleptes europaea (tarantolino), 4552 nucleotides. It is a transcript of the gene PTPRK, whose product is annotated as protein tyrosine phosphatase receptor type K. Lineage: Eukaryota; Metazoa; Chordata; Lepidosauria; Squamata; Sphaerodactylidae. The record is from RefSeq and is a predicted model, not a curated record. Gene Ontology annotation, cellular component: membrane. The transcript has 34 exons. Gene Ontology annotation, molecular function: protein tyrosine phosphatase activity; protein binding. Gene Ontology annotation, biological process: protein dephosphorylation. The coding region runs from base 1 to 4437 and encodes 1478 amino acids.
AUGGCUCCGGGGGCCGGAGCGGUGGGCUUGCUGGCGGCGCUCGCCUCCCUCGCCGCCCCCGCGGCGGCCUUCCUCGGAGCGCCUCGCGGCCACUUCUCCGCAGGUGGUUGCACUUUUGAGGACGGCCCAGGGCCCUGUGAUUACCAUCAAGACCCAUAUGAUGAUUUUGACUGGGUUCAUAUAAGUGCUCAAGAGCCCCACUACCUGCCACCCGAGAUGCCUCCAGGGUCUUAUAUGAUAGUGGAGUCUUCACACCACAGCCAUGGGGAAAAGGCUCGACUCCAGCUUCCUACAAUGAAAGAAAAUGAUACCCACUGUAUUGAUUUCAGCUACCUUUUGUACAGUAAGAAAGGAGCAAGCCCUGGCACUCUGAACAUCUUGGUCAGGGUAAACAAGGGACCUCUGGCUAAUCCCAUUUGGAAUGUGACAGGCUCCACUGGCAAAGACUGGCUGCGAGCAGAGUUGGCUGUGAGCACCUUUUGGCCAAACGAAUACCAGGUAAUAUUUGAGGCUGAAGUCUCAGAUGGGAGAAAUGGCUACAUUGCUAUUGAUGACAUUCAGGUUCUGAGUUACCCUUGUGAUAAAUCUCCUCAUUUCUUGAGGCUUGGGGAUGUGGAGGUCAAUGCAGGCCAGAAUGCUACAUUUCAGUGCAUUGCUACAGGGAGGGAUGCUGUGAAUAACAAGUUAUGGCUUCAGAGACGAAAUGGAGAAGAUAUUCCAGUGGCUCAAACUAAAAACAUAAAUCACAGACGAUUUGCUGCUACUUUUAAGCUUCAGGAAGUGACAAAAACUGAUCAGGAUCUAUAUCGCUGUGUUACUCAGUCUGAAAGAGGAUCUGGAGUCUCUAACUUUGCUCAGCUUAUUGUUCGAGAGCCACCUCGACCAAUCGCACCCCCACAGCUGCUUGGAGUUGGACCAACUUAUUUGCUGAUUCAGUUGAAUGCUAAUUCCAUUAUUGGAGAUGGGCCUAUUAUCCUGAAAGAAGUGGAAUACCACAUGACAACUGGGACCUGGACAGAAACCCAUGCUGUCAAUGCACCAACUUACAAGCUGUGGCAUUUGGACCCAGAUACUGAAUAUGAGAUCCGUGUUCUUCUGACCAGACCUGGAGAAGGUGGCACAGGUCAGCCGGGCCCUCCGCUUAUCACCCGGACCAAAUGUGCAGAGCCCAUGAGAACACCGAAAACGCUGAAGAUUGCUGAGAUCCAGGCCCGACGUAUUGCUGUGGAUUGGGAGUCCUUGGGUUACAACAUUACUCGCUGCCACACGUUUAAUGUCACAAUAUGCUACCAUUACUUCCGGGGCCAUAAUGAAAGCAAGGCAGACUGCUUAGAUAUGGAUCCCAAAGCACCCCAGCACGUUGUCAAUCAUCUGCCCCCUUACACAAAUGUAAGCCUUAAAAUGAUCCUAACUAAUCCUGAAGGAAGAAAAGAAAGUGAAGAGACAGUUAUCCAAACAGAUGAAGAUGUUCCAGGUCCUGUACCAGCAAAAUCAUUAAAGGGAACUCCCUUUGAAGACAAGAUCUUCCUGAACUGGAAAGAACCUGUGGAUCCAAAUGGUAUUAUCACACAAUACGAGGUCAGUUAUAGCAGUAUAAGAUCAUUUGAUCCGGCAGUUCCUGUGGCUGGGCCUGUUCAAACGGUGGCAAAGCUCUGGAAUAGUACACAUCAUGUCUUUUCCCAUCUACACCCUGGGACUACCUACCAGUUUUACAUAAGGGCUAGUACGAUCAAAGGGUUUGGACUACCUACAGCAAUUAACGUUACCACCAACAUAUCAGCUCCCACAUUACCUGACUAUGAAGGUAUUGAAUUCAUUCUUAAUGAAACUGCCACAACCAUAACUGUACUAUUGAGACCAGCACAGGCCAAAGGUGCUCCUAUAAGUGCCUACCAGAUUGUUGUUGAAGAGCUGCAUCCUCAUCGAACCAAACGAGAAACUGGAACAAUGGGUUGCUACCAGGUUCCUGUCACAUAUUAUAAUGCUCUGAGCGGUGGCUCACCAUAUUAUUUUGCUGCGGAACUGCCACCUGGUAACCUUCCUGAACCAGCUCCUUUCACAGUUGGUGACAACAGAACAUAUCAAGGCUUCUGGAAUCCACCUUUGACUCCUCGUAAAGGGUAUAACAUCUAUUUCCAAGCCAUGAGCAGUGUUGAGAAGGAAACCAAAACUCAGUGUGUUCGAAUAGCUACCAAAGCAGCAGCAACAGAAGAACCAGAGGUCAUUCCAGACCCGGCCAAGCAAACGGACCGAGUUGUGAAAAUAGCAGGAAUAAGUGCUGGAAUUCUAGUCUUUGUUCUUCUUCUCCUCCUGGUCAUAUUGAUUGUCAAAAAAAGGAGGAGCUACUAUUCUUACUCCUACUAUCUCAAACUUGCUAAGAAACGCAAAGAUGCCAUGGGAAACACCAGGCAAGAAAUGACCCACAUGGUGAAUGCAAUGGAUAGGAGUUAUGCUGAUCAGAGCACCCUUCAUGCAGAAGAGCCUCUCUCAGUCACUUUUAUGGACUCCCAUAACUUCAGCCCCAGAUUGCCAAAUGAUCCGCUUGUGCCGACCGCUGUGUUAGUCCCUAUAACCGAUGAAAACCACAGUGCAACAGCAGAGUCAAGUCGCCUGUUAGAUGUGCCUCGCUACCUCUGUGAAGGAACGGAGUCCCCUUACCAGACAGGCCAACUGCAUCCUGCUAUCAGAGUGGCUGAUUUGCUGCAGCAUAUUAACCUCAUGAAAACAUCUGACAGCUAUGGUUUCAAAGAAGAAUAUGAGAGCUUCUUUGAAGGGCAGUCAGCUUCUUGGGAUGUGGCAAAAAAGGAUCAAAACAGAACAAAGAAUAGAUAUGGAAACAUUAUAGCAUAUGACCACUCCAGGGUGAUAUUGCAACCUGUUGAAGAUGAUCCUUCUUCAGACUACAUUAAUGCUAAUUACAUUGAUAUUUGGCUGUACAGGGAUGGAUACCAGAGGCCAAGUCACUAUAUUGCAACCCAAGGCCCAGUCCAUGAAACAGUAUAUGAUUUUUGGAGAAUGAUAUGGCAGGAACAAUCAGCUUGUAUUGUUAUGGUUACAAAUUUAGUUGAGGUGGGACGGGUCAAGUGUUACAAGUAUUGGCCCGAUGAUACUGAAGUGUAUGGGGACUUCAAAGUUACUUGUGUGGAAGUGGAGCCACUUGCAGAGUAUGUAGUCAGGACAUUCACCCUUGAAAGACGAGCAUACAAUGAAAUCCGUGAAGUUAAGCAGUUCCACUUUACUGGAUGGCCUGAUCAUGGAGUACCGUACAAUGCAACAGGCCUUCUUUCAUUUAUACGCCGUGUGAAACUCUCUAACCCUCCUAGUGCGGGGCCGAUUGUUGUGCAUUGCAGGUGUGUAGAGAAGAGUGCUGGAGCUGGACGAACUGGCUGUUACAUUGUAAUUGACAUCAUGCUAGACAUGGCAGAAAGAGAAGGUGUUGUGGACAUCUACAAUUGUGUCAAAGCGCUGCGUUCACGCCGCAUCAAUAUGGUACAGACAGAGGAGCAGUAUAUCUUUAUCCAUGAUGCCAUUUUGGAAGCUUGCUUAUGUGGAGAAACUGCCAUUCCUGUCUGUGAAUUUAAAGCUGCAUAUUUUGAUAUGAUUAGAGUAGACUCUCAGACAAACUCCUCACAUCUCAAAGAUGAAUUUCAGACCCUGAAUUCCGUGACCCCUCGUCUGCAAGCUGAAGACUGCAGUAUAGCAUGCCUGCCAAGGAACCAUGACAAGAACCGCUUUAUGGAUAUGCUGCCACCUGACAGAUGUCUGCCUUUCUUAAUUACUAUUGAUGGCGAGAGCAGCAACUACAUCAAUGCUGCUCUUAUGGAUAGCUACCGACAGCCUGCAGCCUUCAUUGUCACACAGCAUCCUCUGCCAAACACUGUGAAGGAUUUCUGGAGAUUAGUUUAUGAUUAUGGCUGUACUUCUCUUGUGAUGUUAAAUGAAGCUGAUUUAGCACAGGGAUGUCCGCAGUAUUGGCCAGAAGAAGGUAUGCUGAGAUACGGCCCCAUUCAGGUGGAAGGCAUGUCCUGUUCAAUGGAUUGUGAUGUAAUAAGCAGAAUUUUCAGGAUAUGCAAUUUAACAAGGCCUCAAGAGGGCUAUUUGAUGGUACAGCAGUUCCAGUAUCUGGGAUGGGCUUCUCACAGGGAUGUGCCAAGUUCCAAACGGUCAUUCUUGAAGUUAAUUCUUCAGGUUGAAAAGUGGCAAGAGGAAUGUGAAGAAGGGGAAGGUAGAACCAUUAUUCACUGCCUGAAUGGUGGUGGACGAAGUGGAAUGUUCUGUGCCAUAGGCAUUGUAGUGGAAAUGCUUAAAAGACAGAAUGUUGUUGAUGUUUUCCAUGCAGUAAAAACUUUAAGGAACAGUAAGCCAAACAUGGUAGAAACACCGGAGCAAUAUCGUUUCUGCUAUGAUGUCGCUUUGGAGUACCUUGAAUCCUCUUAGUGUGAAAGGAGAGAUGCAAUUGUGGUGAACUAAAUAAUAUGAAACUUACUAUUUUGGCAUCAGCUGUUGAACCUGUGAAGAAAGAUUUUAGUGAAAGGAAGACUUAAUUUUUAAA